This is a messenger RNA of Mollisia scopiformis, 447 nucleotides long. RefSeq lists its product as uncharacterized. NCBI's taxonomy places the organism in Eukaryota, Fungi, Ascomycota, Leotiomycetes, Helotiales, Mollisiaceae. Gene Ontology annotation, molecular function: transmembrane transporter activity. The coding region runs from base 1 to 447 and encodes 148 amino acids. The record is from RefSeq and is a predicted model, not a curated record. Gene Ontology annotation, cellular component: membrane. Gene Ontology annotation, biological process: transmembrane transport. The transcript has 2 exons.
AUGGUCCUCACGACGCUUCUUCCGUCGAAGCCAUUCUUCUUCAUCGUUCUCCUCUUGAUCUCCUACGAGUUCUUCGACAACUUCUCCUUCUCCGUGCCCGUGCGACUACUGGAGCAUGCCGUUUGCCAGCGCCACUAUGCUUUGCCAUCCUCGCCCUCCACGCUCUCCUUACCCCGGCGUGAUCUGGAUGAACUGCAGUGCAAGUCGCCUGCCGUUCAAUCGACGUUAGCGUACAUUCGAGGUUACUACAGUCUCUUCAGAACGGGUCCAGCCCUCUUCGUGGGACCAUACUUUGGAGUUCUAGCCGAUCGAUGGGGACUUCGUGCGGUGUACAGCAUUGUCCUGGUGGGACUCAUGCUGCAGCUGGCAUCAUUUUAUGUCGUCUGUAUGUUGGCGUACCAUGCGGCUCUCACUCUCGUCAAGUAUCCUUGUCAGUAUGGUAGUUGA